AUGUCGGCCGAAGGGGUUGAUGGCUCCAACCCGGGGCGCAUGUGCCUCAGCGCCCUCGGUACCCUCGAGGCCAACGACCUCGAGCCCCCCACGUCGACAUCGCCAGCGCUGCGGCCACCUCAACCCGAUGACAUCUGGGCCGGCCAGCAGACAGCCAGGUCUGCAUAUUCAACGUGUCGCCCAUCGACCACAGCGCCGGAUGACCUGCCCGGCCUGUCUUUUGCGCAAUAUUGCGUAGCCAUCUCGGCCGCUUCACCGGAAGCGCACCGUCAACAACUCUCUUCGGCCUUUUCAGACUACAGCGUCGAGACAGUCGUACCCGUGAAGCCGAAGCGAAGGAUAUAUCGCGUGCCUUCGUACGGACUCCUCGCAAGGUUUCUGCCCAAGGUCGAUAAAAGCUCCGACAAUUCGAAGCCUGUGGACGAGAAGGUCACUGGCGGCGGGAAGAGGUCCAAGCAGACAAGACUGCAAAGGUUCUUGAAGAAAUAUCGGCCUCGGUUGAGGAAACAGCAAGAGUCGCCUGUUUCGAAGACGGACCAGCCACGGAAGAAGGACAGUGUGUUGGAGCCGCUUACUAUCUUAAAUAAUGCCGACCGACCACUGUCCGCAGAGUUAGCACCUUGA
Messenger RNA from Fulvia fulva, 624 nucleotides. RefSeq lists its product as uncharacterized. The record is from RefSeq and is a predicted model, not a curated record. The transcript is spliced from 2 exons. The coding region runs from base 1 to 624 and encodes 207 amino acids. NCBI's taxonomy places the organism in Eukaryota, Fungi, Ascomycota, Dothideomycetes, Mycosphaerellales, Mycosphaerellaceae.